CAAAAUAAGUACUGGAAUACAUAGUGCCACAAGCAGGACGCGCGUGCGGGGGGCGACCGUGUUGACCUGUGUCACGUGGGCGUGCCUAUAUCACAGUGCGCGGGACGUCGAGCGCAUUUCGAACCGCGACAGCCUAUCGAGGCAAGCUGGCCUUGCUCCUCCGCUGACCACCUCAAGCCCUCGCUAUCGUCGCCCGCGUUCUAUCUUCCGCGUCUCCCUCUCAGCGAGGCUUGUGCUUCAGGAAUCAUGAAGCUAACCACUCUCGGCGUGCUCGCCUGCUGUGCCCACGUCCUUGGGGCCCAUGCCCUGGCGGUGCGGAACCAUGGACGUCUUGCGCGCGCGUACACUCUAGAAGAUCGGCAGGACUUUUCUGGACUACUGGGAGGACUCAAUGGAGAAGGGGCGGAUGCCCCUACGGAUGAGAAGACGGAACAAGGAGCUACGGACCUUCGGCCCUCUGGGACGACCGCUCACGGGGACGGUGCCUCGUUCAGCUCACUCAAUCUCUUCCCUGGACUGCUUCCCACCGGCUCAGAGACCUCGAAGACCAAGGACACGGCCUCAACUGCGUCUAGCUCUGCCUCUGCGACUGCUACCCCGGAGUCUCAUCUCGCGACGACCACUCAGGCUGAGCCCGCCGCUACUUUGAGCGGCUCGUUGGUGACGGCGACAUCCCAGGCUAAGGACACCAACCAGAACCACUUCUCAAGCAGCAGCGCCAUGGCCUCGGACUCGUCCUGGAAGAUCAUCGGCGUCGCCGUCAUCUCCUUCACCGCCGUCGUCGUCAUCCUCGUCGCCGCGGUCUUCUUCGACACCUGGUGGCACUUCGUCCGCGAUCUCUUCUGGAAGCGAAGCAAGGCGGACGGCCUGGAGGAGAUGGUGCCCGACUGGCAGAAGGCGAGCUGGGAGAUGCGCUGCGGGGACCGCCAGCGGUACCCGUCCUUUGGGUCGCUCCCGACGUCGCCCAUCCUCCGUGGGGACCCCCUCCAACGCCAGCGGUCGCUCCGAGUGCAAGAGUGGCAGAAGGACGAGUUCACGUCGAGCACCUCGUCUCUGAGGGCGGAGAUGUCCCCGGCGGAGAGACUCGCGCAGUACCCGGCCCUCCCUCCGAGUGCCUACGUUAGUCCUGACCCCAGACCAAGCCCCGGCAGCGCCGACCCCUUCGCGGACAAGAACGCGUCUCCAACUACUGGACUCUUCAACGGACAAGGCGACAGCAAGAACCCUUUCCAUGAUAUCCACGCAUCUCCUCGGAUGGACAUCUACGGCGGGAUCGACGAGAAGUAG
Molecule: messenger RNA, 1287 nt
Organism: Fomitopsis serialis
Lineage: Eukaryota; Fungi; Basidiomycota; Agaricomycetes; Polyporales; Fomitopsidaceae
Exons: 1
Coding region: 247-1287 (346 amino acids)
Source: RefSeq, a predicted model, not a curated record